Molecule: messenger RNA, 1509 nt
Organism: Heterostelium album PN500
Lineage: Eukaryota; Evosea; Eumycetozoa; Acytosteliales; Acytosteliaceae
Product: ankyrin repeat domain-containing protein
Exons: 3
Coding region: 1-1509 (502 amino acids)
Molecular function (GO): protein binding
Source: RefSeq, a predicted model, not a curated record
AUGAUGCAACAACAAUCGUCAACAUUGAUCAAUGCAACAAAAUAUAACUUAAAGAAUAUCACAUUUUCAUCUGGAAAUCAAUUGAACUUUACAAUGAUCUCAAAAGAUUCAACUAUUUCAAUGAACAAUUCAAAUAUUAAAGAUUCAUUCAAUCAAAUCAGUGGUACAACAAAAGUUGUAAAACCUUUCUGGGCUGUUUUAUUAAUUUUUAAAUAUGUUAAUUAUAUACACAUAGAUAUAUAUAAAGCUAAAUCAGUCUAUAAAUGGAAUGAAAUGAUUAUAAAUGCAUGUGUAUUAGCGGGAAAUGGCUAUUUAGAUCUUUUAAAAGAAUAUUUCGAUAAGAACGAUCAAUGCUCUCAUCAAAUAUUAUAUAGAUCAAAGCGAAAUACAAUUAAAACAAAUAAUUUAACUAUAUUGAAAUGUAUUGUCGAUAGGUUCGGUUCAGAUUUUCUUUCUCCACCAAAAAAGAUAGACAAAGAUGUAUUAUAUUAUUCAUCUAAAUACGGUAGACAUGAUAUAAUCAAAUAUCUGUUAGGAUUGGCCGAUAACACACCGACUCUACAACAACAGUGGAACUAUGAACUUGCACUUGCAAUCUCUCCACGCUCAGGUGAUCUCGAAAUGGUUCAAUUCUUAUCAGAGAUCUUUGAUUACCACAUUAAGAGAAUAAGAUCAAUACAUACCACCUAUCAGAAUGUAUUCAACAACGCUGCACUGGUCGGUCGAAUCGAUAUCAUAGAAUGGCUGGUCAACAACAGAUCCAAAGAAGUAUACCUAGAUACCGCUAUGUAUCAUUACGCUAUUAAAGGUGGUCACUUAAAUGUCGUAGAAUAUCUUUCUACUCUACCAAACUAUAGUAGUAUGCCAUUUCCUUAUCGUGACCAACUAAUGGAUUUCGCUGCUAUCAAUGACCGACUGGAUAUCUUAAAGUGGUUGCAUGCGAAUGACAUUGGCCAAUGCACAAAACUUGCAAUGACCAAUGCAAUCAAGACGAACAGACUUCACAUUGCCAAGUGGUUGCAUGACAAUAGAACUGAAGGUCACGAACCAAAUGUAAUCGAUAUAAUCAGUGUGUAUGACCAUAUGUUGGAGAUGAUCAAGUGGUUGACAGAGAAUCGAACAGAUGCUUGUACCACCAAAGCAAUGGAUAACAGUGCAAAACUAGCAAGUCUUGAUAUAAUAAAGUAUUUACAUUAUAAUAGAACAGAAGGUUGCUCAGCUUACGCAAUAGAGAAUGCGAUUAGAAGUGGUAACAAAGAGAUGAUUCGUUGGCUAAUAGAGAACAGAUCAGAGUUUUCUAUGAACCCGAAAUCAAUCAAAUUAAUCGAAACAACAAUGCUAGUGCAAGAUAGUGUCACUCUUGAAUGGUUGCUUACAAACUACGAAUUUUCGAUCGAUGACAUCAAAGUUACCUUAUGGAGGUGGAGAUUGAUGGAAUCCUUAGAAAGAUCAGACAUACCAGAAACAAUCAAAGUAUUAGAACAAUUUCUUUUAAAGAAUCAAUCAUAA